ACACGGUCAUAUACGACGGUGACCAUUCGAAGUCUUGAGUUAAUGUCAUAUUUCACAAUAACGACGGCAACUAUCGGAUAACGUGUUGUAACCAUGUGCUGACGGUAUUGUGGCUCGGUGGUCAAAGCACUCGUACGAUACUGCUACGGAUGAUGACCCACUAGCUCACAUUUGUAAAAUUAACGUGCGCCGUUCAACAGGUGUUGAACAGCAACAUAAUAUCGCACAUGCUACUCUGAGUCUUGUAUUUAGUUCUAAUUUAUGGGUCUUUUAUCUUUCUUCGAGUGCUACUACGAUUCAAUUUGUUCACCACACAUCAUUUCUAACGUCUUGUCGAUCUGAUCAUCAUGCAGUUCGUAAAAGGAUCGCUGUGUUUAAUUAUACUGAUUGUUGUAGUGGGUUAUACUCCAGCAAUCUAUGGAGGCGGCAUAGUCACUGUUCUCAAAGACAAUAUUCUUGGGUCACCUGAAUUUCAUAAAAAACAAUCAUGGUCGUUUGAUCCCGAUGUUUCAAAACGUCGCGCACCAGAGUUUAUUGCUCUUCAUGGCUUCCAAUCUGAGAGACUGAUAGAGCGAAUUGGCUUAGGUAUUGAUGGACGUCAAGACGAACGUAGGAAACAACAGGUCGUAAGAGACUAUGUGUAUAAUCAACAAAGAGCGCAGUACCCAUUAAAUUCAGUUUAUUAUCAACCCCAAUAUACGGCACCUAGACAAAUAUAAUUGUAUUCCUUAUAAAAAAUAAAGGCAAAAUUAAAGACUUGUGAUAGUAUAGUUAUUAUUUUUAGCUCUAAUUACGUUUAAGAAUGAGAUCAAAAUGAAUUAUAUUGGGAAGUAUUUAAUGAAUUUGAAUGUAUUACAAGUAUAUAACUAUUUUAUAAACUGCUUACAAAACUUCACGAAAUCGCAUGUAUAUUAAAUUAAAUUUUACGAUACUUCUAAAAUAUUUUUAUUUACUUUUUACUCAAUUAUGAUCAAAAAUCCUAUCAAAUUAUAAGUAUAACAUUGUGUACAUACAUUAUUACAUACAUAACAUAUACAUUUUAUUUAAGAAUUAUGUAAAAAAUAUUUUAGAUAAAACUUACAAUGCCACUUAUGUAAAUUUAUUCAUUUUUGUGAUAACGUGUAAUCAAAAGUAAUAUUAUCAUUUUUAGAUAUUGUAUUUUAUGUUUAAACUUUUAAUAUAAGUUUUAUAUUUAACUAUU
This is a messenger RNA of Daktulosphaira vitifoliae (grape phylloxera), 1201 nucleotides long. RefSeq lists its product as uncharacterized. Bases 348 to 719 code for a protein of 123 amino acids. The record is from RefSeq and is a predicted model, not a curated record. The transcript has 2 exons. Lineage: Eukaryota; Metazoa; Arthropoda; Insecta; Hemiptera; Phylloxeridae.